Messenger RNA from Brugia malayi, 417 nucleotides. Its product is annotated as histone H4, putative. The transcript is spliced from 2 exons. Gene Ontology annotation, biological process: nucleosome assembly. NCBI's taxonomy places the organism in Eukaryota, Metazoa, Nematoda, Chromadorea, Rhabditida, Onchocercidae. The record is from RefSeq and is a predicted model, not a curated record. Bases 1 to 417 code for a protein of 138 amino acids. Gene Ontology annotation, molecular function: structural constituent of chromatin; protein heterodimerization activity; DNA binding. Gene Ontology annotation, cellular component: nucleosome.
AUGUCAGGACGUGGUAAAGGCGGUAAAGGACUUGGAAAAGGUGGAGCGAAGCGUCAUCGUAAAGUGCUGCGUGACAAUAUUCAAGGAAUAACAAAGCCAGCUAUUCGACGUUUGGCACGACGUGGUGGUGUGAAACGUAUUUCGGGAUUGAUUUAUGAAGAGACACGUGGCGUAUUGAAAGUGUUUUUGGAGAAUGUCAUACGUGACGCUGUAACAUAUUGUGAGCACGCGAAACGAAAGACAGUUACAGCAAUGGAUGUUGUCUAUGCGUUGAAACGCCAAGGACGUACAUUGUAUGCGUGUAAUUAUCUGUAUGCGCACAAAACCCAACGGCCCUCUUUAGGGCCACAAAUCUAUGAGUCAUGCUUACUCAGAACUGAUCUUUGCGUGUUAGAUUGUAUAUUUAAUGUUAAGUGA